AUGAACGCAGCUCUCAAAAGUGAAUGCGACUUUGGUAAAAUCAGUACUCUGAGAAACAAGUCAGAAGCCCUCAGACCAAUAAGCCGCGGACAACCACUUAUUCAGCUACAUGCCACAGAUUACGAUGCUAACGAGAACGGCGAACUGCGAUUUGCGUUUGCCGAGGACUCCGAUUCCUCUCUAACGAGUCUCUUCGCUAUUCAUCCAUUCAGCGGUCUCGUGGUUUCUAAGUACAGUUUACAACCAAAAGACCUGGAAUUCUUGGGACAAGUCCCCUUACUCCUGAAACAGACUCAUACUCUUAGGAUAAGGGUUAGCGAUCUUGGAACUCCCUCACUGGCAUCCUACGCCAUCUUACGACUGAAUUUUCAAGUACGAUCAAACCAUGCUUUAGAAGCGGUUCUUCCGUCACUGCGGGAGCAGCAAAUUCUACAACAGCAGCACCCCAUCGACCUCUUCGACGAGUAUGGGGGUGUGGCCCCUGAAGUUGAGACACCCGCACAGGGAACUCGAAAAAAUGACCUCAGUUUUUUUGUCCUCUGCGCAUUCUUUGUCUUCCUUCUCCUUCUUUUCCUCGCAGUUCUGUUGUUUAUAGUUUUAAAUCGGCGGCCAGAGUGUUUGGCGUCAGUCCUGUGCCCCACCACCAUCACCACCACUACCGAAACCCGGACGCAUCGACUCCCACUCGCCCCCUUUGUUUCCCCUUUGUGCCACGAGAACCGCAAUUGCCAGAGUGGAAGGACCCUCACUCAGUCCGCACGCAUUACUCCGUGCCACAAUCUGCAGCAAACACUUCCUCUCGCAUCGGUUUUUAGUGAAUCAGGCGCCUCUUCACCAGAGUCGAGUGCUGUCUAG
This is a messenger RNA of Mesocestoides corti, 855 nucleotides long. The record is from the annotation of a GenBank genome assembly. Lineage: Eukaryota; Metazoa; Platyhelminthes; Cestoda; Cyclophyllidea; Mesocestoididae.